UAUGAGACAAGACCACUACUGGAGUGUCAGCUAGUAGACUAACAGGUGCCUCUACUACUCAGAUGCGACGGAUGCUUACUAACGCAGAUUUUUUUUCAAUUAGAUUUUUGAUUUUGAUUUCAACAAAACAACCGGAAUUGUUGUUUCAAUCUAUUUAACAUUUAGUGUUUCAUUCUAUAAAAACAUUUUGCUAUUAAUUCUGAACACUUAAAACUUUGUUUUAAAAGUACAUGUCUCUUGAGUUUAGGCUACAUUUGUUAAUCAGUGUCAUUUCAAUUUAGUUUGAGAUUAUUAUUUUUUCAUCAAAUGUGGCUACUUGGUUCAACUCCUGAAGUCAUGGAAGAGCGCCUGUCACCUUCUGCGUGUUUCGUCCGGAACCCCGGCAAUAACCAUAACACCGCAGCAGCGAGGGUUCACAGUAUUGAAGCAAUAUUGGGAUUUAAAGACGAAAACAUAUAUAAUCAAUCUGUUUCAUACAAUGGAUCAUCGGGGAAACUCGCCGAGCGGAGAGGGAACGGAAUUAUGUCAUCCCUGAAGAAAGAACACAACACGGAACGUUUUGACAGUGUCUGCUGCAGCAGUUCGGGGGCCUCUGUUAGUCCUGAUUUACCUGACGGGGAGGAUAAACUGUCCGAUGAUGAUAACCCAAAGAAAAAGCACCGGCGCAACAGGACUACGUUCACAACCUUUCAGCUGCAUGAGCUGGAGAGAGCGUUCGAGAAGUCGCACUAUCCUGACGUCUACAGCAGAGAGGAGCUCGCGAUGAAAGUGAAUCUUCCGGAGGUUCGAGUGCAGGUGUGGUUCCAGAACCGUCGGGCCAAGUGGCGUCGCCAGGAGAAGCUGGAGGUGAGUUCCAUUAAGCUCCAGGACACCUCCUCUCUCCUGUCCUUCAGCCGCUCCCCUUCCCAGUCCUUGGGCUCUGGACUGCAGCUGGAGCCAUGGCUAAGCACUGCCAUCACCUCCACCCCACUGCAGUCCCUACCCGGCUUCAUUACCAGCUCCUCUCAGGGCCUCCCAGGAGCCUCCAGCUACUCCCCUCCAGCCUUCCUCAACUCCCCCAGUUUCGGACACCAUAACCUGCCUCACAUUGGUUCUACGCGCCCUCUUCCUCCACCCCCAUACCAGUGCGCCGUGGCUGGGUACAUGGACAAGUUAGUCAUGGAAGAGACGGAUCCUCGUAAUUCUAGUAUUGCGUCUCUGAGAAUGAAGGCUAAGGAGCAUAUUCAGUCUAUUGGGAAGACAUGGUGAGGAUGGAUGGAUGCUGUCUGCGUCCCUCUGACUGGGGCCAACACUUUAAAGACUACUACUUCAUGCAGUGCUGCUGCUCUAGUCUGUGCACAUGGAAGUUCACUGUGCUAGAGGACUAGAGGACUCCACGAGAUUAUUGUUUCUUCUUCAGUGGUUUACAUCAUCGUCCCAGUCAGUGUUUUUUUGUGAAUUCUCAGUAUUGGAGGAGGAACAACCAUGUCUAAUUUCAGAUGUUCACAUUUUAUAAUGAACUUUAACUGUCAGUGUUAUGCUUGGAUUCACCAAGAUCCAUCCAGUCUGCUUUUAAUGAAAAAUGAAGGAUGCCAUUGAGGAGAAAGUAGAAAAUUGAAAUGUUUGUCUAUGUUGCUCGCAACCUGCUUUCCUUGUCAUAAUUUCCAUCCCUAUUUGAACAAUUCUCUUCUGUUAUUCUGCUAAGACAAUCCCAUCCCAGGAUCAAUGUAUGUAUUGUUGUUUACCAACCCUUAUUUAGGUACCUUUCUUUCAGUAUUUUUCCAUUUUGUGCUGCUGACUUUACAAACGAACAAAUGUCAAUUUGCUGUAAUUAGUUUCUCUCUGUACGUCAAUGAUAUUAUGGAAAUAAACCUGUAUAUUUACAUCAACCCUCCAGGCUGACAAUGUGCAAACUCAUCCUUCUUUCAUUAAUUGUCAAGCCUGAAAAGCCAUAUGUAAGCAAUCAAAGAAUCUAUGGCUAUCAAAUCCUAGAUGCCAUCGCCUGCUGUUGUACACUUGAGCAAGGCACUUAACCCCCCACAACAACAGGUGUCCAGAGUGGCAGCCCCCUUGACCUCUCUAAAAAACACCUGUGUAUGUGUGUCUUUCUGAAGGGUUGCGUUAAAAGAAGAAGUUCAAUUUCAUUUGGACCUUGUGUGCAAUUGGUCAAUAAAGUAAUGUGAAUCAUUAGCGGCAAGCCAAUACAAUUGAAACUCACCAAGUCAGCUCUUAAGACUCAACUUCCACUUGAGUCAAAUGUAUACUUUUAAUUUCCCAUCGACAUCAACACAUGACCAUGUGACAAUUCUACUUCCUGUGCCUUCAGAGAGUAUUCAACCCCCUUGCCUUUUUCCACAUUUUGUGGUGUUACAUCCUGACAAUUUGUGUCACUAAUCUUCACACAAUAUCCCAUGAUGUCAAAGUAGAUUUUUUUUAAAUUAAAAAUAAAAA
Oncorhynchus kisutch (coho salmon) is the source of this 2430-nucleotide messenger RNA. RefSeq names its product retinal homeobox gene 3 (gene rax). Lineage: Eukaryota; Metazoa; Chordata; Actinopteri; Salmoniformes; Salmonidae. The record is from RefSeq and is a predicted model, not a curated record. The transcript is spliced from 3 exons. The coding region runs from base 307 to 1248 and encodes 313 amino acids. Gene Ontology annotation, biological process: positive regulation of transcription by RNA polymerase II. Gene Ontology annotation, molecular function: RNA polymerase II cis-regulatory region sequence-specific DNA binding; DNA-binding transcription factor activity, RNA polymerase II-specific.